Molecule: messenger RNA, 5598 nt
Organism: Bombyx mori (domestic silkworm)
Lineage: Eukaryota; Metazoa; Arthropoda; Insecta; Lepidoptera; Bombycidae
Product: adhesive plaque matrix protein
Exons: 9
Coding region: 829-5223 (1464 amino acids)
Source: RefSeq, a predicted model, not a curated record
AAGCAGGUUGUGAUGUUGGGUCAGAUCGCUUUUUUCUUCUUUCUUCCUUCUCUUCAGCUCUUCUGUUCUUCCACUCUUCGGUCUCUUCUAUCUUCUUUAGCAGGGGGCGGCCGCUUCUCUCCUCCAUGCGUUUUUAUUUUAUUUUAUUUUUUUAUAUACAAUUUUAUCUUGAGCUAACUUAACCUAACUUAAUCUAAUUUACAUCUAGGUGACGGCAGCGCGCCGUUUCUGCACUCCGUGGAGUUCCGGGACAGCGCGCGCCGUCACAACUAAGCCUACUCCUAAUCUAACUCAACCUAACUAUAGACUUCAAAAUCAAAUGCCAUAUUUCAUGCCAAGACUAUAUUAUUAUAUGAUUGGUUCCUAAGGAUUGAAGUGUCAGGAGAUUUUUUCCCAGUCCCUAUAAGUAUAAACCACUAUUUAUAAUAUGAUAUAAUAAAUAAAAUAAUACAAAUAUUAAGUACACUUCUAUGUCCCUUAGAUUCGAUUUGAUUUAAAAAAAAUAAACAUCACAAUAUUAAGCUAAAUACUUUCAAAAUAUCACAUAAAAUAUUCGUGUAGUUUUAUUUUCUGAAGCUCUGCGUGGAACUAAACGUCAUGUUAUUGUUGACUAUGACGUCAGACCGUAGCCAAGACAACUCGAAUUGGCGGGAAGUGCCCACACUUCUCUACAACUCUACGAUCAACGCGACAAUUUAUGUUAAAGCAGAGUAGCACUAGGCACCGGAUGAGCAAUAUUUGAAAAGUGUGACAGCGGAUUUUCGGAAGUCUGGACUUACUCACGCCUCUUCAUUAUUGGUGAAGCAAUCAAUUUCGUGUGAGACUCCGAUGGGCGUUCGCCAGAACCCAUGGACUCCAACAAAACGAAGAGGGCCAAUAGCUGCUGAAGCUUCCAGUCCUGGACCAGCCGUAGUAUCUCUCCCUUCCCUUAUAGGUAAACCGCCUCCAGAAUCGAGGAAACCAAGAGCUCCAGCUUUUACUUUCGGACAGAAGCUAGAUCCUCUUGCUAAUAUAGCAAAGGCUGGACCUGGACCUGCUUCCUACAAUACAGAAGGAAUGACUGCUAAAGGGCGUGCGUUAGGACCAGCUGCUUCGUUGCAUGGUCGAUGGCCCCCUCCUCGAGUGGAGCCGACACCCGCGCCUUGUGACUACGAACCGAAUAAGGCCGCACGGGCGGUCCUUGACCACGCUCCGGCGUUUUCAAUAGGUCUCCGUGUAAGCCUUCCCGGACCGGGGAGUAAAACUCCAGCACCCAAUACUUAUUCUAUGCCACCGGUACUUGGUGAAGCGAAAGAAGGGAGUAAAAGAGCUGCACCGGCUUUCAGUAUCACAGGUCGUGGAAAGUUUUCUGAAGCUAAAGGAUUAAUGCCUGGCCCGGGAACGUAUACAACCGAUAGAGCUGCAGCUGCAUUGACGAAGCGUCCACCUGCCUUCACGAUGGCUCCUAGACGAGAACUAAAACCACCCACUGCAGCGGUUCCCGGUCCCGGAGUGUAUUGUCCUGAGAAGACAAACGGGGCUUACAAAGAGAAGUCCAUCAAAUACACAGUUUCAAGCAAAAUGAAACUUGAAAGGGUUGAUCAAAUACCCGCUCCGAACGCUUAUUGUCCUGAAAAAGCAGAUAGGAUUCUGAGAGAAAAGUCACCCGCGUUUUCGUUUAGGACUAAAAGCGAAAUUACAAAAGUUCACGAUGCGCCCGCACCAAACAUUUAUUCACCAGAAAAAACAAUACAUUCGUUAAAAAGCGGACCGAAAUACACUUUAGCAGGCAAAGGUGUAGCUGAAAAGCACGAAAUAACACCGGCACCAAAUUGCUAUACACCACAAAAAGCAGACAGAAUUUUACAUCAAAGUGCACCUUCUUUUUCAAUGAGAUCUAAAGAUGUAGUAGAUAAAGUUGAACACACCCCUGCGCCUAACAUGUAUUCUCCAGAAAAAUCAAUGCAUAUGUUAAAUGGUGGACCUAAAUAUACAAUUUUAGGAAAGACUGGAUUUACUAAAAUAUCUGAAACACCAGCUCCUAAUAGCUAUGAACCUCAAAAAGCGGACAAAGUAUUACAUGAGAGUUCACCGUCUUAUACAUUUCGAACUAAAGAACAGAUUGUUCUUCGCAGUGAAUCACCGGCACCGAAUGUUUAUGCUCCUGAGAAAUCUUUGCACUCAUUAGAUAAUACUCCAAAGUUCACUAUGGCAGGCAAAGGAAAUAAUCCUAAAAUCGAAAACAUUCCAGCUCCUAAUUCUUAUAAUCCAGAUAAAGCCGAUAAAUUGCUGCAUGAGUCAUCGCCAGCUUAUUCAUUUCGACCAAAAAACAUUUUGGAGAAGCCAAGCGAUACACCUGGACCCAAUGCAUAUGAGCCGCAUUUACUAGAUGACCAUCCGAAGUUUAGUUUAUACGGUAGAGCACAUGAUUCUAAGCCAUCUGAUACACCAGCUCCGAAUGCUUAUGAUCCUCGCCUCUUGGAUAGAGCACCAAAAUUUUCGAUUAGUGGAAAAGGACCUUCCGGAAAACUAUCUGAUGUCCCUGGUCCUAACGCUUACGAUCCUCACCUUCCUGAUAAUACCCCAAAAUUUUCUCUGUCCGGGAGAGGACAUGAAAGUAAAGUAUCUGAUACUCCAGGCCCUAAUGCCUACGACCCACAUCUUCCAAACGAUACACCUAAAUUUACUCUUUCUGGUAGAGGUCACGAUAGUAAACCGUCGAACACUCCGGGGCCUAAUGCCUACGAUCCUCAUCUUCUUGAUAAUACACCCAAAUUUACUCUUUCUGGAAGAGGUCAUGACAGUAGGCCAUCUGAUACUCCAGGCCCUAAUGCAUAUGAUCCUCAUUUUCCAGACAAUACACAUAAAUUUACUAUUGCUGGUAGAGGUCACGACAGUAAGCCAUCUGACACUCCAGGCCCUAAUGCCUACGAUCCUCAUCUUCCAGACAAUACACAUAAAUUUACUUUUUGUGGUAGAGGUCACGACAGUAAGCCAUCUGACACUCCAGGCCCUAAUGCCUACGAUCCUCAUCUUCCAGACAAUACACAUAAAUUUACUAUUUCUGGUAGAGGUCACGAUAGUAAACCGUCGAACACUCCGGGGCCUAAUGCCUACGAUCCUCAUCUUCUUGAUAAUACACCCAAAUUUACUUUUUCUGGAAGAGGUCAUGACAGUAAGCCAUCUGACACUCCAGGCCCUAAUGCCUACGAUCCUCAUUUGAUGGACGGAGCUCCGAAAUAUACAAUGGGAGGACGAGGGCCAUCUGGAAAGCCUUCGGAAAAUCCCGGGCCAAAUGCCUAUGAUCCUCAUUUACUAAAUAGUUCUCCAAGAUAUUCUUUAUAUGGGAAAGGCCAUGAUUUAAAAACAUCAGAUGUACCUGCUCCGAAUGCAUAUGAUCCUCACUUACUUGAUGGAACACCUAAAUACACGCUCGGGGGUAAAGGACAGCCUAGCAAAGUUAUAAAUACGCCAGCUCCUAAUGCGUAUAACCCUGAGAAAUCUGAUAAAGUUUUACAUGAGAGCUCGCCAGCCUACACUUUUAGAAGUAAACAGCCGCUACAGAAGCUAGAAGAUAACCCAGCGCCGAACGCUUACGAUCCUAGCAAAUAUGAUUAUAUGCUGGACGGGGCUCCGAAAUACAGUUUUGGUAUAAAAAGACCUGCAGAUAAAACCCCCAACAAUCCAGCACCGAAUGCAUAUAGUCCUGAAAAAGCUGAUGACACUCUUCACGAAAGGUCUCCUGCAUAUACAUUCCGUCCAAAAAUCGAUGAUAACAAGUUUUCAAAUACUCCCGCACCAAAUUACUACAAUCCUGAAAAAAGCGAGAACCUAGUACACGAACACUCACCGUCGUAUUCAUUCAGGCCGAAGUUUACUGACGAAAAAGUAUUUGAAACUCCAAGUCCCAAUGCGUACAACCCCGAAAAGGCCGACAAAGUACUAUUAGACAGCGCGCCGCGGUAUUCGUUCAGAAUAAAAACAAACACACAUAAGCCUGAUGAUGUUCCCGCACCCAACACUUACAGCCCCGACAAAGCCGACAAAGUCCUCCUAAAUAGCGCACCGCAAUAUACAUUUAGAAUCAAAACGGACACUUUAAAAACGAUCAAUACUCCGGCUCCAAACGCUUACAACUUACCUAAUCCAGUAGAAACUCCACUAUACACGAUCACAGGAAGGCACAAGGAUCCAAUUGAUGAGAGAUUGAAAGUUCCAGCCCCUGGUACAUACAAUCCGGAGAAGGGCUACAAAUUAAUUUUGACCUAUUCCCCUAAACAUACAUUUGGGAUUAAAGUGCACACCGAAAAAUAUGCCAAAUCUCCUGCCCCGAACUCGUAUCGCAUCCCAUCCGUGCUGGACACUCCGGUUUACACUAUCGCAGGUCGACACAAAGUUCCUGUAGACGAUAGGGUGAAAGUACCCGCGCCUGGCGCCUACUCCCCCGAAAAGGUGCAGCUCAACAAGACUCCUCAAAUAACAUUCGGAAUUAAGCACUCGCCUUUAUUAGGCCAACUGAAACCCGUGACACCGCCGAGACGCAUCGAGAGGCAGAACACUCACGAAGUAACGAAUCCAUCCACGAAUCUGUCACGAACACCAGACCUAAAUGGCAUAAAAGAAAACAGAUCUGCACACGAUUUGAAUGAAGUGGAACAAAUCACGCAAACAAGCAAUGAUGAAGAGCACGAACAACGUUUCAGUGGAAUCCAACACACACACGUCACACAUCUCAGACAUGAAAAUGACGUAAGGAGCACAACGGUCACCCCGGAGCCUGUCCAAGAAACGCUGACGCAAGAAAUCGUUUGGAUUCCGGAAAAACCAGUUGGACGUCGCGGCUCCUACACUAUUGAGAAAUCUGACGGCUCAGGCUUCACUGAACGGUACCAAAACAGUGAAGUCGUUCCAGUUGAGAAUGGAGUUAUUAGAACUGCCGAGAGCGGUGAGAGGGGAGGAACUUGCUCCGAAGAACGAAGCAGCGAAUUAAUAAAAGCGGACGGAUACGAACAAAGCGUCGUUAAGAACGUUAAAAACGCUAAUGCUCACGAAAGGAAUCAAAAGGCUACCGAAGAAGUGCGUACCGACACUGACGUGCAGCAUUUGCCCAAUGGUGGUAUUGCCAAAACUACGACUACGACUACUGUUCGAAGAGUGGGAACAGCCGAUCGUACAGCUAAUGCCUCGACCACGGUCACUCGUACCGCAACCGCUGUUACUUCCCGAGAUAUCGGAGUUAAAUAAACCAAUACAUUGAUAUUAAUUAUAGCUUCUUUCACCAUCAAGCUUUUUGACCACACUAAAAUACUAUCUAAUCUAAUGAAUGUUUUAUUUUUAUAUCACACAAGGUUGAAAAUAUCUUGCGCUGUACCUUUGUGUUUUUUUUUUCUACAAACAUUUAACUGUUUAUUUUUCUACCUUCAACUAUUGAAGGAAAACUAGAUCUCUAAUUUGAUCUUUAUACGAUUUUAUUUAUUUAGUGUGUAAGUGAAAUAUUCGUAAAAACGGAUUCCAUUAUUGAUUUUGUUACUCUAAAGAUUUAUUAAAUUGAACAUGAAUUAACAUCACUAAAGUUACUUACUACAAGUGAAAUGUAAUGUAAUAAAAUUUUAUUUGCAA